UUUAUCCUUCUACCAACGAGACAUCUAGUCUAUGUUUCUUUUUGUGCACUUUUACUCAGUUUUUGUUCUUGUGAAUAUGGGUGUUUACUCUUAUCUUCUUGGUGUUAUUGUGGCUUUUAUUUCCUAUCUUAUGUAUCAGCGAUAUGCUCACGAGUAUAGCAGCAUAAUACAGAAGCCUGAGAAACGCUACGAUUACAUAAUCGUGGGUGCCGGGACAGCAGGCUGCGUGCUUGCUGCUCGACUCUCCGAGGAUCCCAGGGUAUCAGUGCUGCUGGUGGAAGCCGGAGACCACAUGGGUUACUUCACCAAGAUACCCCUGACGCCGACAGCAGCGCAGCAGGGACCAAACGACUGGUCAGUCCGGACCACGCCGCAGAAGUACUCGUCUUUUGGGCUUUGGGGACAGACACAAAUCCUACCCCGAGGGAAAGGUCUGGGUGGUUCAGGCCAGAUAAACUUCCUUCUUCACGGCUUUGGCUUCCCCGAGGAGUACCAGCGCUGGGCUCGGCUGGGCUUCCGAGGGUGGACGGCAGAGGACUUGAAGCCUUACUUCAUCAAAGCGUUCGGGACUGUACAGAGCGAGUUUGACUCAAAUCACUGCUCUGUUGACGGCGUCUGUCCAGGUGAUAAGGCACCAAUGAAGCUCAAGAUGCUCGACGACUCAGAUGAACUACUGUCCACGUACAAGCAAGCCUCAACAUCUCUAAAAGACAAGUACACAGUAUUUAGGAAGCCAGUUGCAACGGUGAGAGAUGGGACUCGGCAUAUGAGUUGGGAUGCGUACUUGAAACCAGUUUUAAGGAGGAGGAAUCUCCAUGUGCUACGGAAGACACAAGCUGUUUCAGUUCGCUUCGAGAACAAAAAAGCAUCAUCGCUAUACAUUCUACAGGACCACAGAAAUCUGGACAACAUAUUCGUCAACAGAGAAAUCAUUUUAUCAGCCGGAGCUAUCAAAACUCCUCAAAUUAUGAUGCUGUCUGGUGUUGGACCAAGAGCUUUGAUUCAAAGUUUAAAAAUACAACUCAUCGCGGAAAACGAGCAUGUCGGUAGGAACUUCCAUGACAACAUGAACAUGCCUAUCUUUGUCAGCAUCAGGAAACCCAUUAGUGUUACCUUGGCCAAGGUGUUCGCAUUCAGCACAGUGUGGAACUACUACUGGAUGAACUCUGGGCUGCUGUCAUUUCCACCGGUAGCUGGAAUCGAGUUACGCAAUUCUUCAGCUCUGCUUUUAUUCUCAAUGGGCACAGCCAGUGAGAGACUUUUGAGAGACCUCUCCAACUACAAAACGAAGGUGUUCCGCUCUACUUUUCCCUUCUACAACGACACAAGCAAAGAAGGCUUUAUGUUCCUGUCGACUUGCAUCCAGCCUAAGAGCAGGGGGACUGUCUUCGUGAAAGAUCCCAGCACCUACGUGCCUCCCGUGGUAGACCCCAACUACCUGCACCGUAUCGAAGAUAUCAGGUGUAUGAUUAAAGCAAUCAGAAGAGCAGAACAGCUGGUGGCUACGAAGGCUUUUCAAGAGAUAGGAGCGAGAAUUCACUGGCCUCGCCCUGAACGGUGUCUAUCCUUCUGGAACUACUCCAAGGAGGAACAGAUGGGACCAGACUUGAGGAGAAAAAGAAAGUUCAAGUCAUCCCCAGAAAUCAAACCAAAGCAGACUGCUUCGGCAGGCAGUCCGCCUGAUGAGUACCUAGAGUGUGUCAUCAGAGAGGUGGCAGUGACGGGCCACCACGCCGCGGGUACCUGCGCAGGCGGCGCUGUCGUUGACGAGGAGUUGAGGGUCAAGUCCGUAUCAGGACUUCGGAUAUUGGACGCCAGUGUCUUCCCUUCACCAGUUUCGUUUUACCCAAACUCAGUUUUAAUUGCCAUGGCCGAAAGAGCUGCAGACCUCAUCAAGAAGUCUUAUAAAGUUUGA
Molecule: messenger RNA, 1915 nt
Organism: Ostrinia nubilalis (European corn borer)
Lineage: Eukaryota; Metazoa; Arthropoda; Insecta; Lepidoptera; Crambidae
Gene: ninaG
Product: neither inactivation nor afterpotential protein G
Exons: 11
Coding region: 32-1915 (627 amino acids)
Molecular function (GO): flavin adenine dinucleotide binding; oxidoreductase activity, acting on CH-OH group of donors
Source: RefSeq, a predicted model, not a curated record